AUGGAUCGCCUUGUCCGAGUUCCCUGUGGCUUAUGCCAAGGCUAUGGGCACACACAGCCUUUGACUCACCCUGACCCCUGGAGGCAGGGUCAACAGCAAGACUGGUCACAAAACAUGGGCGCUCCCAUUUUUUUAGCCAGUCCAGGGGGGCCUAUACCUCCCGUUUUUCUAGCCAGGCCGAUAGUACCAGCAAACGUCUCUGAGUCCUGCGUGGGCUCUUACAACAGAGCUCAGUUUCGGGCCACUCUCCCUCAGACAAACACCGAUCUGAGUCUCCAGCUAUGCAAAGUCAACACCAAAGAGGUGGGCGUGCAGGUGAGCCUUCGGGUGGACAAGUCGGUGCAGUGCUCACUGGGGACCCUACACAGCAGCUCCCUCGUGGACAGAGCCAGCUCCAGGAAGCCCGCAGAAGCUUGGGGAGUAGGCCGGAGAGGCUUGAUCCAGCUACCCAAGGAUGGGGAAGACCGCAAAAGCCAGCAGCUCACAGGACAUGCAGAGGCCAGUCAGCCGCUGCCGCCUACAUCGAGGCCAGAUGGUGACAAACAGAAGCAACUCCCACAGCUGAAGGAAUCUGAGGAGGAAGAUCCCCAUAGCCCUGAGGCCAGAAAAAGCAAGCAGGUAUGUAGAAACACAGCCACAACUCCUAUUUCUCUUUAUUUUCAGUUUUUGGAACCAAAAUAUGGCUAUUUUCACUGUAAAGAUUGUAAGACCAGAUGGGAGAGCGCUUAUGUGUGGUGCAUCGCUGGUACCAACAAGGUUUAUUUCAAACAGCUCUGUAGCAAGUGCCGGAAGAGUUUUAAUCCUUACCGAGUAGAAACAAUCCAGUGUCAGACCUGCUCAAGAUCUCGUUGUUCCUGUUCUCAAAAGAAAAGACAUGUUGAUCUCAGGAGGCCACAUCGCCAGGAGCUCUGUGGUCACUGCAAAGACAAGAAGCUGUCCUGCAGCAUUUUCUACGGCUUUAAUUCUGUCCAGUGACAGCGGUACCAUGUCUGGUUUGUAGACUCAAGGGUGGUGUAGUCCUCUGUGCCACUUGGCUCUGAAUAAAUAACUGU
Molecule: messenger RNA, 1052 nt
Organism: Acomys russatus (golden spiny mouse)
Lineage: Eukaryota; Metazoa; Chordata; Mammalia; Rodentia; Muridae
Gene: Zar1l
Product: zygote arrest 1 like
Exons: 4
Coding region: 1-975 (324 amino acids)
Biological process (GO): translation
Cellular component (GO): cytoplasm
Molecular function (GO): mRNA base-pairing post-transcriptional repressor activity
Source: RefSeq, a predicted model, not a curated record